Temnothorax curvispinosus is the source of this 1969-nucleotide messenger RNA. It is a transcript of the gene PIG-A, whose product is annotated as N-acetylglucosaminyl-phosphatidylinositol biosynthetic protein. Bases 335 to 1663 code for a protein of 442 amino acids. Lineage: Eukaryota; Metazoa; Arthropoda; Insecta; Hymenoptera; Formicidae. The transcript has 8 exons. Gene Ontology annotation, molecular function: phosphatidylinositol N-acetylglucosaminyltransferase activity. The record is from RefSeq and is a predicted model, not a curated record. Gene Ontology annotation, cellular component: glycosylphosphatidylinositol-N-acetylglucosaminyltransferase (GPI-GnT) complex. Gene Ontology annotation, biological process: GPI anchor biosynthetic process.
UAUUAUUGCUUAGUGCUGACUCUUAUAUUAAAUUUGCGAUAGAAAUACAUAGAAUUAAAUACAAUCUGAGGUUUAUUGCGCACAAGGAAGUUCUGAAACGCCGAAUGAAACUCCCAUAAACGGACCAGCUUGUCGAGUCCUCGGCGCGAAGUAAAUUCGAGGUUUUUUCGCGAUUGAGAACUGAUUAGAGAUGCAUGAAUGUGAUCCGAGGCGACCCGACGUGCGCCGUGAUGGGAUAAUAACAGGACUGUUAUCGGGCGGGAACGGAGGACGAUGAUACGGCAAAUUUGCAGUCGCGUUAAUCGAGCAGCGUGAAUCAUGCACGGGCGUGAAGAUGAGCGGUGCAAGACACAAAAUAUGCAUGGUCUCGGAUUUCUUCUAUCCGAACAUGGGCGGCGUCGAGGAGCACAUCUUCAAUCUGUCCCAAUGUUUACUGGAGCAUGGACACAAAGUGGUGAUCCUCACACAUUCCUAUGGGGACAGAGUAGGAAUUAGAUAUAUGACAAACGGUCUGAAAGUAUAUUACAUUCCCGUCAAGGUCUUCUACAACCAGUGUGUUCUUCCAACGAUGGUGUGCUCUCUUCCACUCAUUAGGUAUAUCUUCAUAAGAGAAGAUAUACAGAUAAUACACGGCCAUUCUGCAUUUUCCGCUUUAGCGCACGAAGGGAUGCUGAUUGGUAGAUUAAUGGGACUGAAAACAGUAUUCACGGAUCAUUCUCUUUUUGGUUUUGCGGAUGCGUCCGCUAUUCUGACAAACAAGUUUCUCGAGAUAUCGUUGGUCGACUGCGAUCAUUGCAUAUGCGUGUCUCAUACGGGAAAGGAAAAUACAGUAUUGCGAGCCAAAGUGCAAAAGGAGAAGGUGUCGGUUAUUCCAAACGCCGUGGAUACCGCAUUAUUUACGCCUGACAUCGGUAAACGGAACAACGACUUUAUUACCAUAGUAAUAAUAUCGCGAUUGGUGUAUAGGAAGGGUGUUGACCUUCUAGCCUAUGUAAUACCCGAGAUCUGUUCGCGUCAUAAGAAUGUACAGUUCUUGAUCGGUGGAGACGGUCCGAAGAGAUGGCUCAUAGAGGAAGUAAGGGAGAGAAAUCUGUUGCAACAUAGAGUUACCUUGUUAGGCAGUCUGGAGCACUCUCAAGUCAAACACGUUCUGAAUAAGGGUCAUAUCUUCCUGAAUACAAGCCUGACAGAGGCUUACUGUAUGGCUAUUGUAGAAGCAGCUUCUUGCGGUUUGCAAGUAGUGUCAACGAAAGUUGGAGGUAUUCCGGAAGUUUUACCGCCGGAUCUGAUUUACCUCGUGGAACCCACUGUACCUGGAUUAAUUAAAGGGCUAGAGAUGGCUAUAACGAACUACAAAAAGGGCAAUGUUGAAUGCCCUUUCGAGACGCAUAGGAGGAUAGGCUUAUAUUACAAUUGGUUCAACAUUACCAAACGUACGGAAAUAGUGUAUAAUUUAGUGAAACGUGAAGCGAAAAGAAAUCUAGGACAGCGAUUAGCUAGUCAAAUACGAAGUGGUGUAUUGGCCUACUUGCUCGUACUGUCGUUAUGCUAUAUAAUACUACAAGUCCUGGAAUUCCUCGUCCCAAGAAAGUAUAUCGAUAUUGCGCGAGAUUACAACGAUAUUCAUGUUGUACCAUCCAACGGGAAAGGAAAAGAAGAUUAACUAUAAUUGCAGAAGCCUGAAAUGUAAAUUUCUCAAUGUGUUCAAGUAUUUUAUUCUAUAGGUACUUUGGAAACAUUCCAGAAAAACUUGUUUUCUGCAAAACUUAUUGUUAUACAGGUAAUUAUGGUGUGUCUCCGCGUAAGAAGAACAAUCGUCGUUGCAUUUACCGAUAAAUUUUUAAAGAAAUAUAAUUAUAUACAUAUAUAAUGUAUGUAUAGAUGUUGUACACAUAGAGAUAACAAUGCGCAAAGUACAAAUGUCAUAAUACUUGUACGUAUAUAGAAUUACAACUGAGAGACGACUGUU